This is a messenger RNA of Malassezia globosa CBS 7966, 435 nucleotides long. RefSeq lists its product as uncharacterized. The transcript has 3 exons. The record is from RefSeq and is a predicted model, not a curated record. Gene Ontology annotation, biological process: protein lipoylation; glycine decarboxylation via glycine cleavage system. NCBI's taxonomy places the organism in Eukaryota, Fungi, Basidiomycota, Malasseziomycetes, Malasseziales, Malasseziaceae. Gene Ontology annotation, cellular component: glycine cleavage complex; mitochondrion; cytoplasm. Bases 1 to 435 code for a protein of 144 amino acids.
AUGAUUGCUGCUCCGCUGCGCUCCGCCUGUUUCUCGUCGCUUCGCUCUGCCAUGCGUCCUGUUCCUCGCGCUCUUCCGCGUGUGAAUAUGGUGCGCACGUUCAGGUCGUCUUCGAUCACGAACCGUGUCAAGACACUCUACACGCUCGAGCACGAAUGGAUCAAGUAUGAUGACGAAACGAACGAGGGAGUGCUUGGCAUUACGGACCACGCGCAGAACAGUCUUGGCGAUGUCGUAUACCUGGAGCUGCCAUCAGUGAGCCUCGAGGUGACCAGGGGAGACCAAAUUGGCUCGAUUGAGUCGGUCAAGGCUGCUUCAGACAUUUACUCUCCUGUCAGCGGUAUUGUCGCGGAGGUGAAUGAAAAGCUGAAUGACGAAAUGUCGCUCGUGAACAAGAGCCCUAUGGAGGAAGGUGCGUUAUCACACCAAGUUUAA